AUGUUCCGCCAAGCAUUCUCUACCUCCUCCCGAGCUCUACGCGCUGGCGUGACCAAGACCUCGGCGAACAUGUCCCUUCUCCGCCCCCAGUACCGCACAGCAGCUCCCGCAUACUCAUUACGCGCCGUCCAGCCCGCUUCGUCGCGGUGGUACAGUGAUGCCACGACAACCAAGGAGGAGGCAAAGACCGAGGAAGGGGCCGCUGCUGAGGCUGAUCCCCUGGCGCAAUUGAAGAAGGAGCUGGAGGCCAAGGAGACCGAGGCCCGCGACUGGAAGGACAAGUGCCUACGCACCGUGGCCGACUUUCGCAACCUCCAGGAGCGCACCGCGCGCGAAGUCAAGGACGCGAAACAGUACGCCAUCCAAAAGUUCGCCAAGGACCUCAUCGACAGCAUCGACAACUUUGACCGUGCCCUGACCACCGUCCCCGUCGAGAAGCUCAACAAGGACAACCCCGACCUCGCCAGUCUGCACGAAGGUGUCCAGAUGACCGAGACCAUCCUCAUGCAGACCCUCGCCAAGCACGGCCUGGAGCGCGUGUCCCCCGAGGGCGAAAAGUUCAACCCCAACGAGCACGAGGCCACUUUUAUGGCCCCGCAGCCCGACAAGGAGGACGGCAUGGUCUUCCACGUCCAGCAGAAGGGCUUCAAGCUCAAUGGCCGCACCCUGCGUGCUGCCAAGGUCGGCAUCGUCAAGAACAAAUAA
Molecule: messenger RNA, 705 nt
Organism: Emericellopsis atlantica
Lineage: Eukaryota; Fungi; Ascomycota; Sordariomycetes; Hypocreales; Bionectriaceae
Product: GrpE-domain-containing protein
Exons: 2
Coding region: 1-705 (234 amino acids)
Biological process (GO): protein folding; protein import into mitochondrial matrix
Cellular component (GO): PAM complex, Tim23 associated import motor
Molecular function (GO): protein-folding chaperone binding; protein homodimerization activity; adenyl-nucleotide exchange factor activity
Source: RefSeq, a predicted model, not a curated record